Racocetra persica is the source of this 151-nucleotide messenger RNA. The record is from the annotation of a GenBank genome assembly. Lineage: Eukaryota; Fungi; Glomeromycota; Glomeromycetes; Diversisporales; Gigasporaceae.
GAUUCAAGAAAAUAACUUUAAAAAAAGGAUUGAAGAAAUGAAUCACCGUAUUAACCAACAGCUAGAAAGGUUAGACAAUCUUUGUCAAAAAAUGAAUCUGAACAGUAUACCUUUAGAAAAAAGAGAAGAUAUUGUUAAUAAGCUAGAAGAA